Messenger RNA from Culicoides brevitarsis, 5370 nucleotides. RefSeq names its product cadherin-99C (gene Cad99C). Lineage: Eukaryota; Metazoa; Arthropoda; Insecta; Diptera; Ceratopogonidae. The transcript is spliced from 10 exons. Gene Ontology annotation, molecular function: cadherin binding; calcium ion binding. Gene Ontology annotation, cellular component: adherens junction; plasma membrane; catenin complex. The record is from RefSeq and is a predicted model, not a curated record. Gene Ontology annotation, biological process: cell-cell adhesion mediated by cadherin; calcium-dependent cell-cell adhesion; cell morphogenesis. The coding region runs from base 15 to 5069 and encodes 1684 amino acids.
AUCAUCUUCAAAAAAUGUCGUUAAUACUGAUGAUAUUUGCACUAAUUGCUUGUGCAAAUGGCAAACAGCAACUCUGCGAAGUCGAAACUGGACAAACAAAUAUCAUUUUAGACAUUGAGGAGAGUCGCGGAAGUUAUGUUGGACAACGCACAACUCCGCCUGAGUUGCCAAUUUAUGGAGAUCCGUAUUCCGAAAUUGCCUUGGAACUUGUGUUCCCGAAAGGAAAUCCAAUUUUCUUGUUGAACGGCAAGCAAUUGCAACUUUUACAACCAUUAGAUCGCGAUGAAGAGAAUUUGAGUCAUAUCGUCUUUCAGAUUUCUUGCACCAUUAGAUCAACAAGACGUAAACGAAAUAUACCAAUUAUUGUUCGUGUUUCUGACAUCAAUGAUAAUGCACCUGUUUUCAUAAACACACCGUAUGAGACAACCGUGCCUGAGUCAACUCCCAUUGGAACAACAAUCUUCCGAAAUAUCCAAGCGCAGGAUCAAGAUGCCGGAGUCAAUGGUCUUGUCGAGUAUUUUCUCAUUGAGGGAACACAAAAUAUCUCCAUGCCUGAUACCUUAACAGCAGCUGAUGGUUAUGGCGUAUUUGCCAUUUCGUAUCCGCAUCAAGGACAAGUCACUGUUGUCAAGACAUUAGAUUACGAACGAAUUCAGCGAUAUUACUUAACGGUAGUUGCUUCGGAUCGUGCUCGAAACUCGACAGAACGUCUCACAGCAACAACAACUCUUACAAUUAACGUUGCAGAUUCUGACGAUUUGGAUCCAUCUUUUAUUUAUCGAGGAUGCGUUCUAUUAGAUGGGGCUUGCAUCAAUCCUGAAUACACAGCAUCUGUACCUGCGGGAACGUUACAAGGCGUUUUAACUGUUCAACCUGAAAGGAUUCAAGCUGUGGAUUUAGAUACAAUUAGUUCUCCCAUCAAAUAUAGUUUUUUGAGCGGAAUACCGAUGAGUUACGACAAAUACUUUGAAAUUGACGAGCAAACGGGUGUUUUGAAGCAAACCAAAAUUGUCGACGCAUCCAUAACUGCUCGUAAAUUCGAUAUUAUUGUAAAAGCUGAAGAAGUUUCAGAGCUCAAAAGAUUCACAACAGCAAAAUUAACAAUAAACGUGAAGCCUGUCGAUCAAUAUCCGCCUGUAAUUAAUGCUACAAGUAUCGAAGGAUAUGUCGAUGAGAAUUCGCCUGUUGGAACAAAAGUAGUUGAUGGUUAUGGAAAACCGAUCAAACUUUCAACAUCCGAUAGUGACAUUACAGAAGGAGACGAUAAGCCUGUUUAUGGAUAUGAAUUGACAACUCCUUCAUUUUCCGUGUCAAAAGAUGGAUAUUUACUUGUCAACGAAGAAGGUCUUGAUCGUGAUGCUCCGAGCCCCGGAAAGUUUCGUUUCCAAAUUGUGUCUCGUGAAAUGAACGGAAACGCCGCAAGUGCUCCAUUAUCUGUUACAGUAACGUUAAACGAUGUUAAUGAUAAUCCUCCAAAAUUGCCCAUGAUAGAACCUGUAAGCAUUCCCGCAGGAGAUAAUCGAAGAACUGUAACGAAAGUAACAGCUACUGACAAUGAUAUUGGCGAAAAUGCUGAAGUAACAUAUUCGUUGUAUCACGUUUCGAACAAUGGCGCAAAGAAAUUCUCCAUUAAUGCAAACACAGGCGAAAUUGAAGCACAUGGAAGACUUUUAGCAGGCGAACAUUACAGUUUGACAGUACAAGCAUCAGAUAUUGGAGGGUUAAGUUCACAAGCAAUUGUCGAAGUAACAAUUAAUCCAGGUCCGAAUACAAAACCUCCUGUUUUCUCAAAGUCGAUUUACGAAGUUCAAGUUAGUGAAGGCGCUGAAUUGAACUCAACUGUUGUCGUUGUGAAAGCUGAAGAUCCUGAAGGCGAUCCAAUUACAUAUUCGCUCAUGUCGGGCAAUGAUUUGCGACAAUUUUCCGUUGGAUCAGAUUCGGGCAUUAUUUCUGUUAUACGCAAAUUAGAUCGUGAAGUUUUGACACGAUAUCAACUCAUUGUCAAAGCUGAAGAUUUGGGAGGCUUGACAAAUAGUGCAACAGUAAAUAUCAAAGUAAGCGAUAUUAAUGACAAAAAUCCCGAAUUCGAUGAAGAUACGCUUCCUUAUACGUUCUCUGUGGAAGAAGGAAAAGCUAAUACGACAGUUGGAACAGUUCAUGCGACAGAUGGAGACGAAGGUAUAAACGCAGAAAUUACAUAUUCCAUUCCAGAUGACAUCCCAUUCGUCAUUAAUGGAAAAUCAGGAGAGAUUCGUACGAAAAUAAAGCUUGACUAUGAAACGAAGAAAGAAUACAAAUUUGUCGUAACAGCAACUGAUGGCGCGCCUGAUAUGCGACUUGGAACAGCAAGUGUUACUGUUCGUGUUGUCGACGUUGAAGAUGAACUUCCGAGAUUUGCAGAUAACAAACUUGAAGUCAAAGUACCCGAAAAUGUCCCUGAUAUGUUGAUUGGUACAGUUCAAGCUUAUGAUCCUGAUACUGUUCAACAAAUUACUUAUGUUUUGAAAGAAGGCCCAUUAGAUACAUUUAAAGUUGAUGCUAAAACAGGUCAAUUGAAAACAAUACGAGGACUCGAUUACGAAGCUGCUAAAUCGCAUGAACUCGUUAUUGGAACAAAAGAAAACUCAGGAACGGAUGCAGGCGAUAUUAUUCGAGUGUUUGUUGAAGUAGACGACAGAAAUGAUAUUCCUCCUGUAUUUGUAUCAAUACCUGAGCCUGUUACUGUAUCAGAUGAUCAACAAAUUGGAGCUAUUGUCGGUUCAAUGCCCGCUAUUGAUGGAGAUGGAACAUCGCCCGGCAAUGUAGUACGUUACGAAAUGGUUGGAAGAGGAAAAUCUCUCAAAUAUUUCACUGUAGAUGCUGAUUCGGGCAUCAUUCGUUUGCGAGAUGAUUUGCGAAAAGACGAUGACACAGAAUAUCAAGUUGAUAUUCGAGCUUACGAUUUAGGCGAACCCCAAUUAAGUUCUGUCGCAACUCUUCCGAUAUUUGUUCGUCAUAUUUUAACAGAUCCAAAUGCAGAUGAUAGUUUAGAGUCUCGUCGUACGGGAGAUGAACCGACAAUCGAUCCGGAAAACGUUGGAUUAGCAUUUAGCGAUACGGUAUAUACAACAAGUGUUCCUGAAUCUACAGGCGUAAAUGCGACAUUAAAAUUAAUUCAAGUUAUAAACUCCAAAAAGGCAAUUAAGAACAAGAAUGGUUUUAAAUGUGAAAUUUCUGAAGGCAACGAACAACAUUUAUUCCGCGUAACAGUUGAAGAUCAUGCUUGUGCUAUCAAACUUAUUUCGCCCUUGGAUUUUGAAAAUCACACAAGUCACGAAAUGACAAUUAAACUUACAUCGAGCAAAUUUUUCAUCAAUCCCCAACGUUCAAGUGCAAAAGUUAAAAUUAUCGUACAAGAUGUCAACGACAAUGCGCCUAUCUUCCAAUUUCUUAAACACAUGCAAGUAAAAGAUCAUCCUGAAACGUAUUACGGUAUAGUGAGCUUAAAUGCUGAUAUUGAUACAACUGUUAUGCAAGUCAAAGCUAUUGAUCGUGAUACGGGUCCAUUUGGUACAAUAAAAUAUCGAAUAUUUGACGAAGAACACAAUUUCAUCUCGAACGAAGAUCUUCCAAGCAGCUUCUUCUCCAUAACAGAAGAUACAGGAAUGAUUAAAACUGCAAAAACAUUACACACUGUCACAGAAACUCCCUUGAAAUUUUUCGUUGAAGCAAGAGACACAAAUGAUAACGGAAAAGUUCACAAAACAAAAGCGCGAGUUGUCAUAAACGUAAUUUCAGAUCGAAAUCGCAUGACACUCGUUUUUUCUGAUGCCAAACCAAAAGACGUACGAAAACAUGGAAUUGCACUUGAAGAGCUUUUGCAAGAGAAAACUGAAGGUUUAUUGAUGGGAAUUGAAAAAUUCAGUCCUCGAAAGUCAUUAAACGAAAACGGAACAGUUAUUGAGCAAUUGGAUUCUACAGAUGUUUGGUUUUAUGCGAUCGAUCCGGAGACAGAAAAAAUUAUUGAACGUAAUUCUACAUUGAUGAAAGAUCGUUUGUUGAAACCCGAAAUUCAGUCACAAAUCAAUUUUGCUGCAAGCGGCAUUGCAAGAGCAACAGCUCAAGGCAUUUAUGCUCCUUUGGAAGCAAAACAACAAACGCAGCAUAUCAAAACUGCUGUUGUAAUUGACAAUGAAGUUUUCCCAUAUACAUUAAUAGCGAUUGCUGUGAUAAUUUUGAUUCUCGGCACCAUUGGUAUAAUCUACAUUUGUGUUUCAUGGUCGAAAUACAAAAACUUUAAACAACGGAUGCGUCAAUAUUCAGCACCCGCAAGUCCUGUAAGAUACGAUCCUGUAAUAAUCAAUUCUCAAACGAGUGAGUCGCCAACAAAUAUGAAAGAAUAUGAGACUCAAGUUCUUGCGAUGGCUGUUCCAAAUGACGAAGGAGAAGAUUUGCAAUUAGAUUUUGGGGCGAAAAAUCAUGCAUUUAGUUUGGAUAACGUUAGUUAUAUUACACAUAAAGAAAGCGGAAAUCAUUCGCCCGCAAAUUCAGAUGCAACAACUGCGAUUGUAGGAACUCUGAGACGAAACAACAAUAAUAACAACAUAAACUUGAAUAUCAGUAGUAACAAUCAACAAAUGAAUAAUCGACAAAACACAAUUAAUCGUACGCUUGAAAUGAAUCGAAAUCAUCACAUAAAUCCUUUGAGCAAUGGUCAACAAGGAAGUAGUUUAACUCUUGGAAGAAUUAAGUCUGAACGAAACAAUUACAUCAAUGCUUAUGGCGAUACUCUCAAUCGAAACAACUUGACAAUGGCGCAAAACAAUACUUUUAAUACUUUAGGACGUUCUUCCAACAUUUACAACAACCAAAAUGUGAAUGAAUAUACCACAAACACUUUGGGUCGUAACAGAUACUCAGACAUGCCUAUCACAAAUCCGUUGUUCAAUGGACGCCGUCAAAAUAGUCUCAUCAGUUCUACCAAUGAUAAUGUAACUUUCGGAAAACAAGCCAAUUAUGCGGAAAUCGGAUAUCCAUCAUACCUCAAUGACAUCGACAGAUCUGACGGCGAAACAACAACGGAGCUGUAAAAUGUUCAUGAAAUUAUUAGAAUAGUUAGAAAUUGUAAAUAUUUUUCGAAAUUUGUACAAAAAAAAAACGUGAAAUAAUUUAUUACUCAUUAGAAGAUUUUAGUAUAAAUUUUUAAUAUAGACUGUUGAAUGCGCCAAGUCAAUUCACAUGUCACAAAAGACUCAGAAAAUUUUCAACAGAGCAAUUCACUGCCAAAUGGGCAUUAAAAAUUAUUUAUUUUGUUUCAACAACAUUGCCAGAAUUAGUCUUUUGUUACUUUUAUCCGUUAUUUUUAAUUGCGAAUCCAUCAACAUCAUCACA